GCUGAAAUGUCAUUGCGGGAAUGCUGCAGCAGUUUAUAGGUCGAUGACGACAAGGAACCCAGGGCGACGGUGGCUCCAAUGCGAUGGCACGCGUGGUUACACUUGCUCGCUGUGGAUAUGGGAAGACAACCUGAAUGAGUAUGUUGAGGAGUGUGUUGCUUACUGUGAAGCCGGCCAAUUCGAUUAUUUGCAUGAGUCACGCACAAGCUUGCGCCAGUUGGUAGCAGAACAAAAGGGGCAUAUGGCUAGGUUGUCAGGACUGCUAGAUGGGAAACAAUUGGAGCUGGAAACAUGUUUUGAUGCUAUGAAGCAAUCAAAUGCAGAGGUUGCAGAGUUAAAGAAAAAUCUGGAGUGUGAGAAGGCUUGGAGUAGAAAAUUGUACAUGUUGAUAUGUUGUAUUUUAUUGUAUUUUAUUUCUUGCUGUAGUUGCAGGGAUGAAGUAGGUAAUUAGUGAUCUCCCCGAAAAAUGGGUAAUUUAAAAGUGUGUAAAAUCUGAUGGUAGAUAUGUAAUGGGAUGCGCCAGUUGCUUUAUGUGGAGUAAUUGAUGUGAA
This is a messenger RNA of Oryza brachyantha (malo sina), 551 nucleotides long. RefSeq lists its product as uncharacterized. Lineage: Eukaryota; Viridiplantae; Streptophyta; Magnoliopsida; Poales; Poaceae. Bases 44 to 451 code for a protein of 135 amino acids. The record is from RefSeq and is a predicted model, not a curated record. The transcript is spliced from 2 exons.